AUGGCAUCUUCAGAGGUGGAUAUGAAGUUCCUCGGACAAUUCGCUGCCAACAUCCAGGGUGACCAUCCGCUCCUUGCACAAAGCCUCUUCCAAAUAUUUGGCAACCUUACUAUGUUGUCUGAAAAGGUCAUCCGCGCGAGGAAAUUACGGCGACUGGACACUACCCGCGAUACAAAGUCUGUCGACCUAUACUGCCGCAUUAUAUGGUAUGCUCGCGAAGGAUUGAAGCUGUUGGAGGAGUAUGUCUUACCGAUGGUCGCGAAUUACGGAGAGCUGAAGGUUUUGUCGUACAAAUUGCGAGCUUCCUUCUACCACCUAUACGUUCUCUUCCACAAUCAACCUCCAGUCAGCCUCAAGCCCGGCACCCAAGUAUCCACACCUCCAGGACUCACGUCACCACGCAAAGUCGACAAGGGCAAAGGCGUUGAUCGAGGAUCACCAAAUGAAACCUAUAGACCAAGUUCGGUCCAGCCGACGCACCCGUUAGAAGGCGGUCCCGUUGGAGGUCAACCCGGAAUCCAACCACCACCUGUCGAGUUCGCGCCUAAUUUCCUUGUCCCUGCGGCAGACUACCGGCCCAGCGCUCUGACCUGCUUCCAGGAAGCCACCAAACUAGCAGAAAAACAUCUAUGGGGCAGCCAUCCUCUACGCCUGUCGGUUAAAGUUGAAUUCUCGGCAUUCUUAUACGACUGUCUGCAGGAGCGGGAGCAGUCACGGCGGAUGGCGAAGGCAACAAUAGCAGAAGUGUAUAACGCAGCGGAGGGAAUGGACGACGAGAUGUUUGAUGACGCGGCACAAUUGGUCGGCAUACUUGGGAAGAUGAUGAAGCGAGGACUGGGCUCAGGAGGAUCGGGCAGCACACCUGGCGCUGGAUCUUCCGGUCAUCGAGCAACACCAGGACCAAGAGGCGCAGAGCAGUUCGCUCUUCCGAGUCCAGGGAUGGACAACCCGAUAUAA
Messenger RNA from Hyaloscypha bicolor E, 957 nucleotides. Its product is annotated as 14-3-3 protein. Bases 1 to 957 code for a protein of 318 amino acids. The transcript has a single exon. The record is from RefSeq and is a predicted model, not a curated record. NCBI's taxonomy places the organism in Eukaryota, Fungi, Ascomycota, Leotiomycetes, Helotiales, Hyaloscyphaceae. Gene Ontology annotation, cellular component: cytoplasm. Gene Ontology annotation, biological process: signal transduction.